AUGGCCAGUCAGCGCGAUCUCAGCGCUCUGCAGAAGCAAAUAUGGAGCGGCUCAAUCCCGCUGGAAAUACGGCUUGCGAGCACCGAAUGCCGCACCUACGACGACUCAGACCCGUACCUAAUCCAAGUUCCGCGACUCUCUUAUAUUCCCUUCCUCCUCCCCCGCCUCCACGCCUUCUUCGCGCCCUCCCUCAUCGACCCAGACGUGCAUCCCAGCAAAGGCUGGCUUUCCUACUCGGACGUGCCGCUGAAAUGGCACCACCCACUCGGCCUGCUCUACGACCUCUACUCCGGCUUCGAGCCGUACACGCCGGACAGCCUACACCAGCCCGCUAAUCCCGAACCGCCAUCACCACCACCGCCGCCGUCCUCUUCUUCCUCUCCCACAACACCAACAACGUCCGGCGGGGAGCCCGGCCUCCUCCCGUGGCGGCUGACGGCGCACUUCACGACGCCCGCGCCGGCCAGCCUGGUGCCGCUGGACGCGGCGUACAAGGCGCACCACGACGCCUUCGUCAACGCCGUCAAGGAGGCCGACUUCCUGCGCAACGGCUCCGCCAAGGCGGCCAUGUCGCUGUCCAAGGACGCCUCGGACCGCCUGUGGGAUGCCGUCGGCCGCAACGACCUGGCUGCCUGGAACGCCGUGCACGGCCGCCUGCUGGUCAGCCCGCCCGGCGCGGGCCCGCUGCGGCAUGUGCCGAUGAAGCUGUACCUGCCCGGCGCGCCGACUCCUGCUAGUGGCAGCGGUGGCGGCAAUAACGGAGGAGCAGGAACGGCAGUGCGAGGGGCCGAAGACGCUGCUGGGGCGGCGGCAACGGCGGGCGCCGAGGGAGGCGAUGCGGCGGCAGCAGCGAUGACAACAGCAACGGAAUCGCCCGCACCCGCGGGCUCAGCUUCCUCCAUCGCCUCCCUCCGCGUCGUGCAAGCGCUCGUCCCGCCUACCCUGACUAGCAGCAGCAGCGGCGGCAGCGGCGGUGCCUCGUCGCGCGGGGGAUCAGCAGGACAGCCGCAGACGAUGGGCACGGCGCUGAACACCAUCAUUCCCACGCUUUUUCCGAGUCGGAGGAGUCCAUUGCUCGCGCAGCCGGUGCUGCACGGGGCGGUGGUGCCGCUGAGCGCGCCGGUAGAGGACCUGCUGAAGGCUGCAGCAUAUCCAGAUGGAUUCCUACACGUCGCAAUCGUCAUGAUGAGUUAA
Lasiodiplodia theobromae is the source of this 1194-nucleotide messenger RNA. Its product is annotated as 2-nitropropane dioxygenase. The record is from RefSeq and is a predicted model, not a curated record. Bases 1 to 1194 code for a protein of 397 amino acids. The transcript has 2 exons. Gene Ontology annotation, biological process: nucleophagy; autophagosome assembly; C-terminal protein lipidation. NCBI's taxonomy places the organism in Eukaryota, Fungi, Ascomycota, Dothideomycetes, Botryosphaeriales, Botryosphaeriaceae. Gene Ontology annotation, cellular component: cytoplasm; Atg12-Atg5-Atg16 complex; phagophore assembly site membrane.